GUUUUGACAAGUUAACCAGGGUUGCAGAGUUGCCAUCUGCAGAAAACAGCUGUUCUGCAGAAACACUUCGAAUUUUCUUGAAAAUCACGAUGUCGGGAACAAAGGUGCUGCGCUCCCUGCUCCACGAACUGCGCCAGGCUUCUCCAAAUGGCUGCAUCAAGGACUCGCUAGCGGCGCGCUACGUUUUGGCGCAAUACAAGAAGUUUGCGACCACGGAACAGCAGGUGUGCAAGGCCCGCAAUGAAGCCACCUUCCUGGGGCAGACCUACUUGACCUACUUGGCCAGCCAGCGCCAGUACCUGGAGCUCUACAAGGAAUUCCAUGGGAGGGGCGAGAGAUCCGUAAGGGAUACCGCCGACUUGGUGGGCUUCAAGCUGCCCUCGGAUCCCAAGUGAUCGUUAUCUGUGUAGAUCCUAGUUAUGUAGUUGCUAGCGUAGUGCGAAUAAAGCGUGGCUAAAGUUGCUAAA
Messenger RNA from Drosophila subpulchrella, 467 nucleotides. Its product is annotated as protein FMC1 homolog. Gene Ontology annotation, cellular component: mitochondrion. The coding region runs from base 90 to 395 and encodes 101 amino acids. The transcript has 2 exons. The record is from RefSeq and is a predicted model, not a curated record. NCBI's taxonomy places the organism in Eukaryota, Metazoa, Arthropoda, Insecta, Diptera, Drosophilidae.